AUGGCGAACGUCACUGAAUUCGAGCUGGAAAAAUUACGAGCUGAACUACAACAAGAAAUACAAAUGAAAGAAAUGCUGGACCAGUCAUCAGCUGAACUGAAAGCUACAAUUGAUGAACUAGAAAGGCGGUAUGAUAGCAUUGAGAAUGAAGGUAAUGAAUGGAAGACUAGGUUUGAGACGCAGACUGAAAUGAACCUGCAGUUGGAGAAGCAAAAUCUUUUGUUAAAGGAGAAGAUAGAAGAAGCGAAAAGAAAUUUGAAAGAAGCUGGAAAGUCUCCAAGGGAUAAUCGAGCAUUUGAUGACCUUGCUGAUGCAAGUCCACAGAUGGUGAAGUCCCUGGAAAGGGAGAGAAAUAGCUUAUACAGUCAGUUGAGAGACUUGGAAUGGAGGCUGGACCAGGAGUCUAAGGCUUACCAUAAAGCAAACGACGAAAGAAAACAAUAUGUUCUGGAGAUUAAUGCAACUAAAGUUAAUAUAGGAGAUCUAAGGGCAAGACAAAGACAAACAGUGCUGGCUGCCCAAGAGGCUCCACCAAGGAUCACAUCUCGAUCCAAUCCCGGCGAGACACCACGAAGUUACAGAAAUAAUGGAGGGAAUAUUCCAGAAGAUCAAAGGAUUCUUGACCCCAGAUAUGGUCCAAUAAGAAAGACUGCUGGAGUUAAAGCAUUACCAAGUCUGGACUAA
Candidula unifasciata is the source of this 684-nucleotide messenger RNA. NCBI's taxonomy places the organism in Eukaryota, Metazoa, Mollusca, Gastropoda, Stylommatophora, Geomitridae. The record is from the annotation of a GenBank genome assembly.